Molecule: messenger RNA, 5209 nt
Organism: Harpia harpyja (harpy eagle)
Lineage: Eukaryota; Metazoa; Chordata; Aves; Accipitriformes; Accipitridae
Gene: KPNA6
Product: karyopherin subunit alpha 6
Exons: 14
Coding region: 1947-3641 (564 amino acids)
Biological process (GO): NLS-bearing protein import into nucleus
Cellular component (GO): nucleus; cytoplasm; nucleoplasm
Molecular function (GO): protein binding; nuclear import signal receptor activity
Source: RefSeq, a predicted model, not a curated record
AUGUGCUGUUACGCAGCUGAUGCAAAAAAUCACUCUUCAAGGGCUAGUUGUAUCUUUGGGGUUUCCUUGCAGCAUAACAGCGUUCUUGGUGCUCUAGAGUGUGCAGAGACCUCGCAGCAUGGCUGAGAGUCUCUGGCUGUUUUCCAGAUACCCAGAGCAGGGUCCAGGGCGUGCCCAGCUGAGUGGGGUUGUGCAAGUUUGGAGGCAGCUGAACUGUCAUGUGUCACUUGGCUAUUUAUAUGACUGACUGGCUGGUAAUCCUGUGUGUAGUGUUAAGCCAUUUAAUCACUUUUUCCUCCUCCUUUUCUUAAAAACUACCUUUUAAUUGGAGACUUCGCUUUCCAAAGGGAGGUAACAAAUUUGUCUUUGCUAGGGAUUCUGUUGUAAUCUUCAGAAUUAAGCUAGCAACUCUUGCUCUUUUGUGUGGCUGUAUUAGCCAUUAGCGUUGGGGUGGUAAUAUGAAUACGCUGACAUAACAGGGGUGGUUAAAUACAUUUUCUGAAUUAAAAUCUAUAUGUAGCUGACACACCUUGCUACUCUAAGAUCAGAUAUAAACCCCUAAAGCCUGUAGAUUUUUUUGAAGUCUUCUAUCUUCUGAAUUGGCUGCUUUUCAGUUAAAAAUAAUAAAAUUCUUUCCUCCAUUCUUGGCAUACAGUGCUGUUGGGAAGAGGGAUGGACAAGUGAGAACAGUUGCAUAGUUCCUGUGAUCUUCAAUCUCUGAUUUUCUUUGCCAUGUAAAUGGUCUUUUAGAAUGAGGAGUGUGCUGUCAUAUACCUUUAGAAACAGGCCAGCUAUUCCUCUGAACCUCUGACUUGUGAGAAAUAAACUUAGAGAAAAAUUUAAUGGUUUAGUACAGGCUUCACAGUGAGGCUGUCAGUAAGGUAUAGUCCAACUGCCACGUUUAGUGUUGUAAGUAGGUUUCUUGCCUUGGUUUUAUUGAGGACAGACCUUAUAAAAUGUGGUACUUGGAAAAGGGACUAAAGGUAAACUUCUGUAAGGCUCAAGAUCUUGCAAGACCUACUGUAAUUUGAUUGCUUUAAUCCUACAGUCAGUUUUGAGGCUAUAUGCCUUUUCCUUAGUGGUGUUCAGCAUGACAUAGUACCUUUUUCUUAUAACUUGUGGCCACUUACUGUGCCCCGAGCAAGUUACUGAAAAAGGCUUUCCAACCUGGCACUGGAAUACUGCUUUUACUGAUGAAGAGUUGUGGUCAGUAGUUUCUUUUUAGUUUCAGAGGUGCCAAUAAACUUGCAACCCAUCAUGCUGCACCUCUUCAAGCCUGGUGUUGUCUCUGCAUGUAGCUGUUGGUUGCUGAGCUUCAAAACUGUUUCACAGCUCUGGACAGCAUGGGGUCAGGGGUGUUUGUCAGGGACACGCAUCUCUGUUACAGUGUAAACAACCAGAGGACUUGGGGUUUGGUGGUUUUUUUCUUUAUUGCUUUUCAGAAGAAUGUCCUCUUGAUGCUUUGGCUAGGAAAGAGAAUGCCCUCUUAGAAAGCAGAUGCUGAGAAAUAGAGCCUGAAUUUUUCACAGUGCUUUGUAUCUUUUUAGCUGUUUUGGGGAAAUCAUAGAACUGAAAGUUAUUUUGUUUCCUUGCCUGUUAAAAUACUUUUUUUUCCCCAGUUGUUUCCUCUUUCCAUAGCAAUGAAAUGUUGGAUAUUUGUACGUUGUAUAUGUCUUUUCUUGGCUGUGGGCUUUCCUAGUUGGAGGGCGGUAAGGUCUGAAACUUCUCCAGCUGACCUUGGAAGGUCUCCAGAAUGGCUGGAGGCAGUUGAUAAGUCGCACCGAAACUUUCUGUAAGCAGUAUGGCUGAGGAGUGCUUAAAGCUUGAAAGAAGAGGGGUAAGGAGAUAGCGCUGCAAACUUUCACAGGACGCUGCUUCUACCUGCCCUUAGCAGUUGGAAGAAAACAAAAGCAUUGGUGUCCAGCAGACUUCUGGAGAAGAAAACCAUGGCGAGUCCUGCGAAGGAUAAUUAUCGAAUGAAGAGUUACAAGAACAAAGCCCUAAAUCCUGAGGAAAUGCGUCGGAGAAGAGAAGAGGAAGGAAUUCAACUGCGCAAACAGAAACGAGAGCAACAGGUAACUGUCAUCUUGACUAGCUUGUGUACAGCCUUAACACAACCAGGAUUGUGCUGCUGCCAAACUGGAAUCUUCAAGGAUCUGUGCAUUAAGCUCUUUAAAAGAAGAAAUGUGGAGUUGAUCAAUGAAGAUGCCUCCAUGUUUGAUAGUCUCCUUGUGGAUUCCUAUGUUAGUUCCACAACAUGUGGGGAGGGAGUGAUCACAAGAGAGAUGGUAGAGAUGCUUUUCUCAGAUGACCCUGAUCUACAGCUAGCAACCACUCAGAAAUUCAGAAAGUUACUCUCCAAAGAGCCGAAUCCUCCAAUAGAUGAAGUGAUAAACACUCAGGGAGUGGUGGACAGAUUUGUUGAAUUCCUGAAAAGAAGUGAAAAUUGCACGCUACAGUUUGAAGCAGCGUGGGCACUGACAAAUAUUGCAUCAGGAACUUCCCAACAAACAAAAAUAGUAAUUGAGGCUGGGGCAGUUCCUAUAUUUAUAGAGCUGUUAAACUCUGACUUUGAGGAUGUUCAAGAACAGGCUGUCUGGGCAUUGGGGAACAUUGCUGGAGACAGCUCUGUGUGUAGAGAUUAUGUCCUUAACUGCGCUAUUCUUCCUCCCUUAUUAAUGCUCCUUACGAAGUCCACCAGGUUGACAAUGACACGAAAUGCUGUCUGGGCCUUGUCAAACUUGUGCAGAGGAAAGAGUCCACCACCUGAAUUUGAUAAGGUAUCUCCCUGCCUGCCAGUGUUGUCCCGAUUGUUAUUCAACAGUGACUCUGACUUGCUGGCAGAUGCGUGCUGGGCUCUUUCCUACUUAUCAGAUGGCCCCAAUGAGAAAAUUCAAGCAGUCAUUGACUCGGGAGUGUGUCGGCGACUGGUGGAGCUGUUAAUGCACAAUGACUACAAAGUGGCCUCCCCAGCUUUGCGAGCAGUUGGCAACAUCGUGACAGGGGAUGACAUCCAGACCCAGGUGAUUCUGAACUGUUCAGCCCUGCCUUGUCUUCUUCACUUAUUAAGUAGUCCCAAGGAGUCAAUCAGGAAAGAAGCCUGCUGGACUAUAUCUAACAUCACAGCUGGAAACAGAGCACAAAUACAGGCAGUCAUCGAUGCAAACAUUUUCCCGGUACUGAUAGAAAUCUUGCAGAAAGCAGAAUUCCGCACGAGGAAAGAGGCAGCAUGGGCUAUUACAAAUGCAACGUCAGGAGGAACUCCCGAACAGAUCAGAUACUUGGUAAACUUGGGUUGUAUCAAGCCUCUUUGCGACCUGCUGACUGUCAUGGACUCCAAGAUUGUUCAGGUGGCAUUGAAUGGCCUGGAGAACAUACUGAGGCUUGGAGAGCAGGAAGCCAACCAGAGUGGGACAGGCAUCAACCCGUACUGUAGCCUGAUUGAGGAGGCUUAUGGUUUGGAUAAGAUAGAGUUCCUACAGAGCCAUGAGAACCAAGAGAUCUACCAGAAGGCCUUUGACCUGAUUGAGCACUACUUUGGAGUAGAGGAUGACUCCACUCUAGCUCCUCAGGUAGAUGAGAACCAGCAGCAAUUCAUCUUCCAGCAACCUGAAGCCCCCAUGGAAGGUUUCCAGCUAUAAUGUGCCCGGGGGAAAAAAAACCACCACAAACUUGCCGGAAAGCAACUGGGAGCAGCUGAUUGUCCCAUCCCCUCCUUGCAAAUGGAAGGCUAAACACCCACUCCACCUGUUAGGAAACAAUUCUUCCUUCAAACAACUAGAAACAGUGCUUUGUCCUCACGGAGAGAAGGGGAUGUUCUUACACUUUUUUUCUUUUUGCUGCUGCAUACAUACAUGUCUUUAAAGCAGGCAUCUGGGUGGAGGAAGGACACUGAGGUAACAGAUUGCACCUCUUGGUUUUUUUUUUUUUCUUUGUGGUGAUCUCUCCCAAAUGUCACUUCUUACCUCGGGUACUUAAUUGAGAUUUCAGCAUUGGGUUGGGUAAGAACACAAAUAGAAAGUAAGCAUUCUGACAACAAUAAUUCUGGAAACCUGGGUUGAUCUAUUUAAUUUUUUUGCACAUGUUACUCUUUAUUAAAGACUCUAAUUUGCCAAGAGCAAAGUUUAGCCCUGGCCUUUCUGCGACCCUCCUUCAGUGGACAGUCCUGUUGAACCUGGGCCAAGUUUCCCCUGAGAUAUACUGUAAAUGGACAGAGAAAUGGGAAGUUCUUCCACUCCUGGGAAGAUUUUUCUGGGGGGAAGGCUUCUUCCCUUUGUCUAGAUUUUUUUGUUGUUGUUGUUUUUUUGAAGAACUGCUAGUGGUAUUUACAAGGAGGAAAAAAAAAAAAGACAACAAGACCCCAAAGAUGGUAACUAUGAAGAGGGCGGGAUGCUUGGGUGGUUUUUGAAACAGGAAGCACAGCUGCUGUUGCACAGGCUUUGUUUGCAUUGCUACUGACUGAAGUCAUGGAACUGUUGAAAUGGUGAAAACCCAUCUUCAUCUUUACUUGAAAAAAAUUUUGUGGGUUUUUUUUUUUUCCAUGAGAACAUGUUUUGAGUUCUGGGGUUUUUUUCUGACUUGGGUUGGGGUGGAUCAUUUAAUGGGUUGGAGGAAGAGGACGUAGCUACACUUGACAGCAGUGUUGUGUGCGGUGUUAACUUCAGUAGCAACAGGCCUGAGUUUUCAGGUUUACCUCCUGCUCACAGUUGGAUCGUGUACAUUUUACUUAAAAAAAAAAGUAAAAUCUCUGUAUUUUUUAUAUUAUAUAUAGGUAGAUAUUUGUCUAAUUGGGCUUCAGAGAAAAAAUAUAUAUAAAAUUUCUGUAAUUUAUGUAAAUAGAGCACUGUGAGGCAGGCACACCUGGAAAUGACGGCCCCAACUCACUCACUGGUGGUCCUGCUUCUUUUCCUCUGUUUACUCACGUACUGUAUAAGCGAACAUAGAGCUGUCUUAAACUCCUCUACCCGAUUUGAGUUACUUAGCCAAGAUUUCAUUAAACAAAAGCGAACGCGCUAGGCUGUGGAGAACAAAAACACUUGUGGGGUGUGGGGGAGAGUUGGCUGUCGCUGCGGGUGAGCCCCUGGCCGCUGCCUGCGGAGGCCGUCUGGGGGGGUGAGAAGCGAGUCGGGGUGCUGCUCGCACGCCGGCUGGAGCUCUGGUUUGAUGAGUCCUUUAUUGUGAAACGAAUAAACUACAUCUGUGCAGUUGA